Trichophyton rubrum CBS 118892 is the source of this 772-nucleotide messenger RNA. RefSeq lists its product as uncharacterized. Gene Ontology annotation, molecular function: L-lactate dehydrogenase (cytochrome) activity. Gene Ontology annotation, biological process: lactate metabolic process. NCBI's taxonomy places the organism in Eukaryota, Fungi, Ascomycota, Eurotiomycetes, Onygenales, Arthrodermataceae. The transcript has a single exon. The coding region runs from base 34 to 708 and encodes 224 amino acids. The record is from RefSeq and is a predicted model, not a curated record.
GACGCUCCCCAGCUCGGCCGCAGGGAGAAGGACAUGCGCUCCAAGUUCGCCGAGCAGGGCUCCAGCGUCCAGGCCUCCUCCAGCACCGCCGGCGCCGUCGACCGCUCCCAGGGCGCUGCCCGCGCCAUCUCCUCCUUCAUCGACCCCAGCCUGUCCUGGAAGGACCUGCCGUACUUCCGCUCCAUCACCAAGAUGCCCAUUGCCCUCAAGGGGGUGCAGCGCGUAGACGACGUGCUGCGCGCCGUCGAGGCCGGCAUCGAUGCCGUCGUGCUCUCCAACCACGGCGGCCGGCAGCUCGAGUACGCUCCCUCCGCCAUCGAGCUGCUGGCGGACGUCAUGCCGGCCCUGCGUGCUCGCGGCUGGGACCGCAGGAUCGAAGUCUACAUCGACGGAGGCGUCAGGCGGGCCACGGACAUCCUCAAGGCCGUGUGUCUGGGUGCAAAGGGCGUGGGGAUUGGCAGGCCGUUCCUAUACGCGAUGAGUGCCUAUGGCACCGAGGGCGUCGAGAAGGCCAUGCAGCUGCUCAAGGACGAGAUGGAGAUGAACAUGCGUCUGCUGGGUUGCACCAGUAUCGACCAGCUGGGGCCCGACCUGCUUGAUACCAGGGGGCUCUCCGUCCACACCGUCUCAGGCCCCAUUGACAACCUUUCUCGCAGCGUUUAUGACCCGAUGAGCUUGCCUGCAGACAGGCCUGCUUCCAAGCUAUAAUACAAUACCCAUCUUCGUCUUCGUCUACGUCUCCGUCUGUCAUGUUCUGUCUGCCAUGUUCUGU